UUUAUGGGAAGGUGAGAGAGGAAAUGCUGUUUCUGGGGGAUAGGGACCGGGGCCUAGAGAGGUGCCUGUAUCUGCCCGGGAUAUGGCCUUCUGGGAAGGUGCCCCUAUAUAGGCAGAACCCACUGUGGAUAAGAGGCCAUAACGUAGGCGAGUGUGUUACAUACAAGGUGCCCCUAUAUAGGCAGAACCCACUGUGGAUAAGAGGCCAUAACGUAGGCGAGUGGGUUACAUACAAGGUGCCCCUAUAUAGGCAGAACCCACUGUGGAUAAGAGGCCAUAACGUAGGCGAGUGGGUUACAUACAAGCUGCCCCUUUAUAGGCAGAACCCACUGUGGAUAAGAGGCCAUAACGUAGGCGAGUGGGUUACAUACAAGCUGCCCCUUUAUAGGCAGAACCCACUGUGGAUAAGAGGCCAUAACGUAGGCGAGUGGGUUACAUACAAGCUGCCCCUUUAUAGGCAGAACCCACUGUGGAUAAGAGGCCAUAACGUAGGCGAGUGGGUUACAUACAAGCUGCCCCUUUAUAGGCAGAACCCACUGUGGAUAAGAGGCCAUAACGUAGGCGAGUGGGUUACAUACAAGCUGCCCCUUUAUAGGCAGAACCCACUGUGGAUAAGAGGCCAUAACGUAGGCGAGUGGGUUACAUACAAGCUGCCCCUUUAUAGGCAGAACCCACUGUGGAUAAGAGGCCAUAACGUAGGCGAGUGGGUUACAUACAAGCUGCCCCUUUAUAGGCAGAACCCACUGUGGAUAAGAGGCCAUAACGUAGGCGAGUGGGUUACAUACAAGCUGCCCCUUUAUAGGCAGAACCCACUGUGGAUAAGAGGCCAUAACGUAGGCGAGUGGGUUACAUACAAGCUGCCCCUUUAUAGGCAGAACCCACUGUGGAUAAGAGGCCAUAACGUAGGCGAGUGGGUUACAUACAAGGUGCCCCAGGCUCCUGCCCUGGAUUUGCCCUAUGGCUUUUGUUUCUCACCCCCCUGGGCUGAAACUGUUCCAUUGCCUCCUGACUCCUCCCUCAUCCGCCUGACAUUUCAAAUAGCGCUCUUAUUGGCUGUAACUUCAUGACUGUACUUGGUUCUGAUUAAAAUAAAUAGUGAUCGGUA
This is a messenger RNA of Xenopus tropicalis (tropical clawed frog), 1105 nucleotides long. RefSeq lists its product as uncharacterized. NCBI's taxonomy places the organism in Eukaryota, Metazoa, Chordata, Amphibia, Anura, Pipidae. The record is from RefSeq and is a predicted model, not a curated record. The transcript has 2 exons. The coding region runs from base 24 to 1067 and encodes 347 amino acids.